This is a messenger RNA of Chelmon rostratus (copperband butterflyfish), 4389 nucleotides long. It is a transcript of the gene ints12, whose product is annotated as integrator complex subunit 12. Gene Ontology annotation, biological process: snRNA 3'-end processing. The record is from RefSeq and is a predicted model, not a curated record. NCBI's taxonomy places the organism in Eukaryota, Metazoa, Chordata, Actinopteri, Chaetodontiformes, Chaetodontidae. The transcript has 7 exons. Gene Ontology annotation, cellular component: integrator complex. The coding region runs from base 127 to 1491 and encodes 454 amino acids.
GGAAAGCUGUCUGCCCGGGUUGCUGUCGCUGUGUUUGUAGGAAGUGUUGCUCAACCGUUUAUUGCUCACCAAAGCGAAAAUACCGGGUAAAGAAGCUUCUUUUUUACCGGCGACAGAGUGUGAGCCAUGGCUGGACCGGUCAGUCUGGAGUUGGACCCCAUCUUCCUGAAGGGUCUGAGUUACCUGCACUCCAAGAGUAAAGACUCUGCUGAGAAACUCAAAGCUUUACUCGAUGAGUCCCUCGCGAGAGGAAGUGACUCAUCUUACCGUUCAUUACAAAAAGACAUAGAGGUGUCCAAGGGGUCUGUGUCAAAACUGAGCUUAAGCAAACAGGACUCCAAGUCUUCCUCAAGUUCCUCAUCCUCCAGCAGCAGCAGCGGCAGUAGCAAAUCCAGCUCUGAAAAGAGCAAGAAAGAGGCAGAGAAGAGACCCUCUGAGAAGGUCAGGGUCGACUUGGGUGAGGCGGACCCUCCGAAAAAGCCUCGUUUGGAGAAACAGGAGAACCGCUCUUCUCCAAUCACCGUUCAGACGAGCAAAGACCUCCUGCCAAACAUAAACGACUACGAUGAGACCAAUGCCGAUGACUUUGCCAUGGAAAUGGGCCUGGCUUGUGUGGUUUGCAGACAAAUGACGGUGACCAUGGGGAACCAGUUGGUCGAGUGCCAGGAGUGCCAUAAUCUGUACCACCAGGACUGCCACAAGCCCCAAGUGACAGAUAAAGAAGUUAAUGAUCCACGGCUGGUGUGGUACUGUGCCCGCUGCACCAGGCAGAUGAAACGCAUGGCCCAGAAACCCCCACAGAAACCAUCCCCUGCGUCGGCAUCGUCAGCGCCUGUUGUAAAAGACACUCUGGUGAAGAAGACGGAGCUUAAAGCCAAGCCUGACACAACCAGCACCUUCCAGGCCUUCAAACGAGCAGAAGUGAAGGCAUCCACAACAUCCGCCAACCCCACCAGCAGCAGCUCGUCCUCCGCAGGCAGUGGUCUCACAGGCUGGGCUGCGUUUGGCGCCAAGACGAGCCCGUCUCUUCCUGCCAGCUCCAAACUAGGUUCCUCGGGCGCAAGUGGGAGCCACAAGACCUUGACGGCUCCUUCUGGCCAGAAACCCGUCGGCCUGUCUGGGCUCGCGGGAGCCAAGUCGGGCCUUGGCGGCGCAAAGAUACCUGGGAGCGGCAACGGGAACGGCUCGAGCCAGGCGCCGCUGAAGCCUCCUCCGCCACUGACUCUGGGCAAGCAGCCGCUGAACCGUUCAUCGAGCAGCGAGACCCAAGGGAAAGGGUCUGCCUCGUCGGGGGCCGGCUCACCGGGAGGCUCCCAGGCGGGUGCGGGAGGGAACGGAGGCGGUAACGGAGGAGGUAAUGGGAACAACGGCAACGGGUCAAAGGCUGCACCGGGGGACAAAGCGCCAACAUCCCAAGAGUCCCAGCUUAACGCCAUGAAGCGGUUACAACUGGUGAAGAAGAAAGCAGCACAGAAGAAACUGAAGAAAUGAGUAGAGAGAAGUGAAGGCGGCGGGGGGGUGGAGGGGCGGAGGGAGUAGAAAAUUAACGCUCAACAUUGUGGAAAUAGUGCCAGAGCAUUGUGUUUGUAUUAAGAGCAUCUGUACAUGUUUAACACCAUCCAGUGAAAUACUUGAAUCUCUUUCUGUGUGAAUGCUGCUGGACUCUCGAAUCGAUCCACUGAAAACGUGUCUGUGACUUUUUAUCCACAAACGUCAUUAAAUCUCCUCUUCGUACAAACCGGCGGCAGCAGUGAGCGAAGCGUGUGGCGUCAUUAUAACCUGCAGGACACGUCGCGUGGAUUCAUGUUUAUUAAAGUAGAAAUGACGACACAUUUCAUUUACAUUCACAUUAAACAUAAACUUCAUGCAUGAAUCAGGUCACAUAUAAAAUUAACUUCAUGGAUAAAUCACUUCAUUAUCAAUAUAAACUCUACAACACUGAAGUACAAAAAGUGCUCAGCACAGUGCCCUGUAACCACGCCCCCCCACCCCCUUCAUUACUAUUCAUUAUAGAUUAUUGGUCCCCUUGGUGAGCUCUCUUCUUGUGAUCUUCUGAAGGCAACACAGAUUCAACACUAUUGGUACGAGACAUCUGAUCAAACCUGGUGAUACCUCGUGCAGUUCACAGAGCAGAGCAUGUCUGAGUGUCAGGACUGUUUCUGAGUAAGCAGAUUUGUUUAAAGCGCCCCAGGUUGGAAUAAAUAGAGGGCCUCUGUUUAUGCAUAAGACAUCCUGCCAAGGUAGUUGGCAGGCACGUAUCCCCUCUGUCCGUUAGACUCAGCUAACCACCAGUCCUUGUUGCCUCCCAGGUCAGAGAACUGGAGGAUGCGGACAUGCUGGUACUCCUGCAAGGUCAGCUCCUGGUCGCAGCGAGCUUGAAAUGCGUACACGGCAUAAAACUGUGGAAAGAGAAUCAGAUGUAGUCAGAUACUUUGUUCAUUUCUCUCUAUUUUCACCAUUAUUUUAAACCAAACAAUCGAUUAAUGGAGAAAUUAAUCAGCAGAUUAAUCCAUACUGAGAAUGAUAGAAUAAUAAUAGAAUAUUGUUAAAGCUCCACGUCAACAAACCACGACAGUAAAAGCUUGCUUUUACAUUAAUGCUCGAGUUAUAAUGAUGUAAUGAUAUAUGAUAGUAUAAUAGUCACAAGGGAAAUUUUUCAGCGAUAAGUACUUUUACUUGUAGUAUUUGUAGAACAUUUACCUGAUUGUACUACUUUUAGGGAGUAUUUUCAAUGCAGGGCUUUUUCCAUGUGUGGUAUGAGUACUUUAAAUUAAUGAAACAAUCUGAGUACUUCCUCCAAUACUGCAUUUAGAAACUUUUUUCUCUCCAAAUUAGUAAGUGGCAAAUGAACUGACACAAGGAAAUAGUGCAUCCCCCUGUGAAUCCAGCAGGUGGCGCUGUUCAUCAGCUUUCCACACGGACACAAUGUCACCACCGGUCUAAAUUUUCAUUGGUUGCAAUCGGCUGACCCUCGUCAACAUUUUCUAUUUUAAGACACCGUGUCAUGUUAUGAUGAAGACGUCGAGCACAGUGAGCGCGUGUCGGAGGCACCAUGUGAUGUCAUUCACUCCAUUUAGUUUCAAUGCAAGCCAGACAGAGAGACACCGUAAAGCUCUCAGGUGUGCUGCCACGGCCCUCAGCUCCUGCAGUCUAUACAGCUGCACAGCUCAGGUUUAUCGGCCUUCUAUAAUAACAGCCCUCAUAUUUUACAGGUGGAGCUGCAAACCCGGUUAAAGGUGCACGGCUCGCUCAGCUGUUAAGUUUAUGUGCUGUGUGAUUUGUUGUGUUUCAGUUUGGGCCCUUAUUUUUUCUAAAAUUCAGAUUUUUCUGUUUUUACAUGUUUUUAUCUUAUCGACCUCUUCAACCAAACUGAGCUGAACAGAGAUUUUCUCCCCCCUUCUCAUUAAGCAGCGCACACCUGCUGAGCCUCAGUGUCCAGAGUGUCCUCCAGGUCUUCGGGGCUCUCCGGCUCCCCCUGCAGUGCAGAGAGGAUUGAGCUGCUGUCGGUGGUGUUGAGGUUGAAGCUGCGCAGGCUGCUGCUGCCGCUGCCCGACACGAACAGGCUGAGGUCGUCAAAGUCCUCAUCGGCCAGGGGGGGCGGCUGCUGCUGCUGCUGCUGCUCUUUGACCAUCUGGCCUGCCCGCUGGGAGUCCCUCAGAGGGUUGUACUGCUUCAGGAAGGUGGAGUAGACGUAGCCCUGUGUUCCUAACAGCGGCACAAAGGGGCAGUUUGUCAGGAUGGCUGACCUCUGAGUGCAUUUUAAAUGUCUGGUUAAGGAUAAAAAUCAUUUUUCUUGUGUUAUUCAGCCAUGCAGAUACAUUUAUGUGGUCCAGGUUCUGACAUAUGCAUCUUAGAUUUCUGUCUCCAUUAUAAUAAAAUGGGGGUGUGAGUGUAAUGUUAAAAAUGUAAAAAAAAAAAAAAAAUCAACCCAGCAUCUGUUGUCUGUUCUCAGUGAGUCUGUGGAGUAACCAGGACAACGAAACCUGGGCUAAAAAACUCCUAACUGUAUUGUUUCGUGAUUUGGGCGAGCCGAUCCUUUAAAUGUCUUCCAGUGAGGUAACGACAGAACAAACUGUCCUCUAUCAGACAUUUUCCUGCUUCAUAAUAAAUAAACAUGCGUCAUUUCUGUAGGAUAAAUGCGUGUUUAAUAUGUGGGACUGCAUGUCUCACAUUAAGGCCGUCGUGAGCCAAAGCUUGAGCCUUUGCAGACAAUCGUAAAUGCAUGUGAGCGAAUGGAGGAAUGUGUAAAUAUGAGGCGAGCAUAUUCAUAGUGCUGAAAUCAACAGACGGAUGAACAACAACUUCCUGGGAAUGCUUGUAAUCCCAGAGGAAAAGACAAGUCUGUGAAGAAUGUACUGCGCACCAAGAAACAUACACACCCUCUGUGUU